AUGAGUAAUAAAUUAUCAGCAAUAUUGUCAGAUAUUGACACAAGUGUACACUCUGAGUCCUCUCAACAUAAUAUUAAUGAAAACAAUACCAUAAGUCCAGAUACUCCUAGGAUUUUUCCUAUCUAUAUAUGUAUUAAUGAAUAUUCAAAAAGAAUGGAAGAUGAACUAAAUAUGAAACCUGGUGAUAAAAUUCAAGUCAUCACUGAUGAUGAAGAGUAUAAUGAUGGAUGGUAUUUUGGUAGAAAUUUAAGAACUCAAGAAGAAGGGCUAUAUCCAGUUGUCUUUACUCAAGUAAUAAGUGCUGAAAAAAAACCAACGUUAAUGAGGGCGAAAUCUGUAAAAAGAUUAAAUAUGCCCCUUGGUGUAGAAAACCCAGAACCAUCUAAUAACAGUAACAAUAGGAACAAUGGUUAUUUAGCCUCACAAAAUGGGUCUAAUAGCACUAUACCAACACCAUUAGAAUUGCAAACAGCAUCUGUAGCCCCAUUUUCGAAAUACCAAAAUAACCAAGAGGCAGACAAGACUACUGGUGUAGAAACUAAAAAUGCUUCGAAUACAAAUAAUACUAUGGAUAAAUAUACUCUAUCUAGAAAUAUAUCUAUGAAAAGUACGAUGAGUGAUAUCGACAAAGCAAUUGAAGAGCUGACUCAUGAGCCUACAGAAUCAUUAAAUACAGUGACAUCUAGUACAAAAGAACCAGUUGGUUAUAAUAUUGCAGAAGAUACAGUGAUCACUGAAACAGAAGACCUAGAUCUAGUUGAUCAAUCACAAAGAGCUGAGACAGAAUUUUCUGGUAAAUCUCAGAGUUAUGAAAAUGUAAAAGAUAUUCGUGUAAAAGGUAAAUAUCUGGAUCCAAAAAAUGUUUAUAAUUGGAGUCCCGAGGAGGUAUCUAACUAUUUUAUAAACUGUGGCUUUGAUGUCGAAUCUGCAUCACGUUUUAAAAGACAUAAAAUAUCAGGUGCUAUUUUAUUAGAAUUGGAACUAGCACAUCUAAAAGAACUAGAUAUUAAUUCCUUUGGAACACGAUUUGAAAUGAAUAAGGAAAUUGAAGCAUUAAAAAAGAAUCUGAAUGCUACAUCAGCGGCAAGGAAGCCAAAAAAAUCUAAUAUGUUAAAAGGAUCAGUUCCAAUAUCCAAAGAGUUAAUGCCACCAGCACAUGUUGAUAAAGAUAAUAGUCGAAUUUCUCGAUCCAUGGUGGAAUUAAGUACUACAAAAUCAGACAAACCUGUUCUAUCAAAGAAAAAUAGUAACCAUAACAAUAACUUGGACAAUAACAGACCUAUCUCUUUGAUGCUCAAUGAUCAGUUGACUAAGGAUAUUCGAGAUGGGACUAUAAUAUUGCCAAUUACUGAAGAUUUAGAGAAUGAAGAUCUAUUUACAUCUCCUAGAAGAGCACCCAAACCUCCUUCAUAUCCAAGUCCUGUACAACCUCCGAAGUCCCCAAUGCCAAAUACAAGGAAGAAUUACACACCAAAUACCAGUAGUAAAUUGACUUAUUCACCAUCAUCACUUUAUCAAAAUAAGAAAGACUCGAUUAUCAGACCAACCGCGGAAGAUAAGGAAGGAUCACACGAUAGUCAAGUUAUCAAUAAUUUACAGGUACCGAAAAACGAAAAUUUGACUGUUCCAUCAUCCAAUAAAGAAGUUGAUCAAAGAAGUGUUGACUCAGAUAGACCUUCUUCCAGUAUAUAUGAAUCGCCAGCAUCAUCAGUUUCAAUUAGUCAACCUCCAGCGCAAAGUACAAUGACAGAAGAUACCGAAAAUAAAUAUCUUCAAAUGGAGGAUUCGACUACUAAUAAUUCAGGUAAUAAAGUGAAAAGAAAUUCUUCUUUAUUGUCAUAUUUUGGUAAGGGAGAGAAAGCGUCAAAUGAUAAUUCCAUCAGAAAGAGUACUUCUUUUAGUAUAAAGCAAAAGGAUGGUUUUACAACUAGUUCUAUUAGACAAGAAUUUACUGAGAACGCCACAGGGACUACACCAGACACAAAGAAUUCCAAGUUAUUAAUUACUUCACCUGUGAAAAAGGAUAAGGUUAGAUCAGUAAGCGCUAAGGAUCAAUCGACAAGACCUAUUGAUAUGAAUAAGAAGAUAUUGGAGGAUGAUAAAAACAAAAGAUCUGUAAGUGAAGUCAUGAAACCAAAGACUUUACGUGCGAUGACAACAAGAGCACCUUUAAAAAAACAAAACACAACAGCUUUUAUGGAGGGGUUAAGAGACAUCUCUGUAAGAGAUGCAUUAAAGACGGCUGAUUAUUCAGGUUGGAUGAGUAAGAAGGGAAGUGGGACUAUGAGUACAUGGCGAACAAGGUUCUUUAUCUUAGAGGGUACUCGGUUAUCAUAUUUUACAAGCACAGCAGAUACAAAGGAACGUGGAUUAAUUGAUAUUACCGGGUAUAGAGUUGUUCCAGCAAGAGAUGACGAUAAAUUUGUGGCAUUAUUUGCGGCUACCGCAGGGAAAGGGCGUUAUUGUUUCAAAUUAUUACCACCACAACCAGGGUCAAGGAAAGGGUUAACAUUUACAGAACCUCGUGUACACUAUUUUGCCGUAGAUACUAAAGAAGAAAUGAGAGGCUGGAUGGCUAAUUUACUGAAGACUACAAUUGACAUAGAUACCUCUGUUCCAGUAAUUAGUUCAUACAGUACGCCUACAAUAUCAUUAAAUAAAGCCAAGGAGAUGUUAGCACAAGCUAGAAGAGAGACAGAAGCCAGAGAAAAGAAGAGAUUAAUAAAUAAGAAAAAUAACGGUGGGAAUAGUUCUGAAGAUUUCACAAAGAAUAGCGGAAUAGAAGAGGACGAGGAUGAGGGAAGAAGAUUAUGGGAAGAGCAACACAAUGCUACUAUAGGUGGAUCAUCAUUAUCUAUUGAGAAAUCCGAAGAAAGGUUAGAAUAUAAAAACCGUUCAACAACAGAUAAUCAUAAUCAUAAUCAUAAUAGUAAUAAUAACAAUGACUCUAUAGAAGAUGGGGUGUUUUCAAAUUUACAGAGAACUAGUACUACAGGCAACACAAGUGUCGGUUCAAAUAGUAAUGGGUUCGCUAGCCCAUAUUUAUUAGCAUCGGGUAUGCUAUCCCCUGGUAUUGGGCAUAAAAACAAUAGCCCAAGAAAUACAUCUAGUCAAACCAAGAAAUCAAACGAAGAUUAUUUAACAGGCGGUGUUUUGUAA
This is a messenger RNA of Arxiozyma heterogenica, 3159 nucleotides long. RefSeq names its product Boi2p (gene BOI2). Gene Ontology annotation, molecular function: protein binding. The transcript has a single exon. NCBI's taxonomy places the organism in Eukaryota, Fungi, Ascomycota, Saccharomycetes, Saccharomycetales, Saccharomycetaceae. Gene Ontology annotation, biological process: endosome organization; retrograde transport, endosome to Golgi; receptor recycling. The record is from RefSeq and is a predicted model, not a curated record. The coding region runs from base 1 to 3159 and encodes 1052 amino acids. Gene Ontology annotation, cellular component: early endosome; trans-Golgi network; recycling endosome.